This is a messenger RNA of Lodderomyces orthopsilosis Co 90-125, 2052 nucleotides long. RefSeq lists its product as uncharacterized. The transcript has a single exon. The record is from RefSeq and is a predicted model, not a curated record. Gene Ontology annotation, biological process: cytoplasmic stress granule assembly. The coding region runs from base 1 to 2052 and encodes 683 amino acids. Gene Ontology annotation, molecular function: RNA binding. Lineage: Eukaryota; Fungi; Ascomycota; Pichiomycetes; Serinales; Debaryomycetaceae. Gene Ontology annotation, cellular component: cytoplasmic stress granule.
AUGAAGGCCCAAUCUAAUCGCACAAGUACCAAGGUCGGUCACCGCCGCUCGAAUUCCCGUCAUAAUGGGGGUACGAACGGUUUAGGUGGAAGAGCUAGUCCUGCCGCAACCAGUACCAGAGGUUCAAGCCUGGACAGUACAACAACAUGGCAGGUAAACUCCAAUGAGGAUCAAGGUGACAAUAGAUUGAUUCUCUUGAUUGCAAAAUCUCAGGGCAAACCAUGUGUGGCCACUACGACUGAUGGGUCUCGCUAUCGUGGUUUAUUAUUAGGCACGGAUAUGUGGACUUCUGGUUCCCACUCAUCUAUCUCGGUGGUUAUUAAGCAGCCUCAGUUGGUUAGUAAAAGCUUGAUUAAUGAGAAAAACAACCUUGAUAAAUUGCCCGAACAGCUUGUCAUCCAGGCCAAAGACUUGAUUGAUUUGGAGGUUGACAUUAACAUCAGUGAACCGAUUAAGCACUACAUAAAGGAGGAAUUCAAAACUGACGCUGAUAUCACCAAUAGUCGUGAUAAAGUUAAAACCUUUGAAGAACGUGAGUUGGUUAAAUGGGAGCCCGAGGAAGAAGAAGGGUUGCAAAAGUUGACUUUAGAAGAUGAAGUUGCCACAAGAAAUGGUAACUCGCACUGGGAUCAGUUUAAAGUGAAUGAGGAGAAAUUCGGUGUUGAAAGUACUUAUGAUGAACACUUGUAUACUACAAGAAUUGACAAAUCGGCGCCUGACUAUGAACAACGUCUUGCAAAGGCUAACCAAAUAGCCGCUGAAAUUGAAGGACAGACAACCACCGAUCGCCAUAUUUUGGAGGAAAGGGGUAUCCAAGUAGACGAUAGUGGUAUGGAUGAGGAGGAUAAAUAUUCCGGUGUUGAUAGGAGAGGAAAUGAAUUGAUGGCUGCUUUGAAGAUGAAUAGUAAGGCAUCACAAAGUGAACAAACAUCUACAUCUAGCCAGGAUCCUUCCAAAUACGUGACACCAAGACAACGUGCUGCAAAUUAUCAUAACGAUCCCGCAAUUGUCUCAAGCUCAGCCGCUAAGAAAAAUGACAAAAAGGCACCAGAUUCUGUUCCAGCAAAACCCCCAGUUCCAAACGAGGCGUUCAGACUCAAUGCAGAAAGUGAGAUCUACUCUCUCCGGCAAUUUAGUGCAAACUUCAAAAUCCCUCACAAAAUGCCCCAAGACCUUUUACCUAUUUUAGCAAAGGACAAGCUCAAACAAGAUGAGAUUUUAAAGAAACAACAGCAGGAACAAGAAGAGAAGAAGCAAGAGGAGAGGCAAAAACAGGAGGCGGAGGAGGAGAAACAGAAAGCAUUGCAGGUUUCACUGGAGAAACCAACACCCAGUGUGGUAGGACCAGGAGCGGUGCCUUCACCAGCUCCUGUGGCUUCACCUCACGCGCCUCUGGAUUCAUCAGUGCCACAACUGACCCCAUCCAGACCUCAAGUAGAAAAGAAGAUGCUGAAAACGUUCAAGCUCAAUCCUAAUGCUGCAUCCUUUACCCCCUCGCUUCCACACAAUACAUUGACGUCACCACCUAAAGCUGUAUUUAACAACCAAGUACCAGUGCAUUCACCACAUUCUGUCAGCAACAGGACUUACUCAUCUAAUAGCAGUUCGCAAGGGUCUACCAAAAGGCAUUACCAAAUCUCAGCACAAGACUUUUUUGGAGGUGCAAACAAGGUGCCAACUCAAGAAAAACAGGCGCAAAAGUUGAAAAACUUGAAAACAGGUUUCAAUAUGUUCAAUACUACAAAGUCUAAAGCUGAAGAUGCAUCUUCAGUUGUUUAUGAAAGGACUUUUCAAACUCCCCCAACAUGGGAUGCAACAAUCGAGGAAACUCAUGAGGCACUUUUCCCAAGGCCUAUGUUUAAAUCGCCCUCAUUUAUGCCAAGUCCAAUGAUUGCAACGACUGCUGCGCCAAUGCCGUACAACUUUCAAAUGCCUCCCCAGCCUCAAUUUCCUCAACAGGUUGCUCCAAUAUGGUUUGUGCCCCCACCACAGAAUUUUGGAAUGAUGCCAAAUCCGUAUCAGAAUGGACAACCAGGAAGGAGAUUUAAAUAG